CUGAUUCUGAGCUGCUGGGAGAAUCAUCGGCAGGCUGCUGACUGAGGAGCAGAGAGAGGAGCAGAGAGAGGAGCAGAGCGGGAAUAAAACACGGAAUAAAACACACACAGAGGGAGGAGGAGGAGGAGGAGGAAGGUGCACUGGUUGUGGAUACCUGCGCGUCUCGGUUCCGGCCGCAGGUGCGCUACAGUCCCUCUGAAGGGAGUUUUUUUUGGGUCCGGACAGGGAAGUGAGAGAAGAAGAUUCUUCCUGGAUUAUUUCUCUUUUCCUCAUCCGGUCUCAGCUGUUUUUCACACAGCAAACUUUCUCAGCUUCUGCACCGCCUGCAGCCACAUUGCAACUCAGAUCUUCAUUCGGAUCUUUGCAACAAAAAAAAAAAAUCGUGCAACUGUUUCCACUCCAAACGCGGAUUAUCACACUGAGAAUUCCUCCAAAGUGCAAACUUGGGACGCGAAACGGGAGCGUUUCCACCUCCAUAUCUCUGUGUUUUUUUCUUCUAAAUGUGUUGAUGAAGAGGACAAUGUCUGGAUUAUUACAGCUCAACAUGCCCCGGGGAAGAGGGGAAGAGUGAGGCAAGGAGGGUAAAGAAGAAGAAGAAGGGAAGGAAGGAGGGAAGUCGGUGGCGUUUGGCUGCCGUCCACUUGUUCCUUUGCGCCUCGUUCUCUAUCUCCCACCUUCUUUUUACUGGAUACACGGACACACAGCAGAGAGCCGCGCGGGGAGGACCUGCGUUCACACCCUGGGCCAGAGGGAGGUGACUGUCUGAAGAAAUGCCGGUCUCAGGUGCCCUAGUACAUGACCACCUGGACCAUGGCGACUCCUUGUCCAAUCAGAAGAGAGAGGUGCUCCCAUGGCUCCGCCUACCUCGCUAGAUGGUCGGCGUCCUCCUUAAUGCUCCUAUGGUUGCCAUGGGUGUUGCUAUGGCUGCCGUGGCCCGCCCGAGCUGAACAAGUGGGUGGCGGGGUGCACGGCGGGAAGGUGCUCCACGGCUCCUCGUCUUCAUCCUCCUCAUCAUCCUCUUCCUCGUCCUCCGCCUCGGCCCCGUCCGGCUCCUCCUCUUCUUCGGCGUGGGGCUUCAACACGAGGCAGAGCGGGGGGCAGCUGGACUGGCUGCUGUCGGAGAAAGGACCUUUCCACAGAUGUCCGGAGUACACAGAGUUCAGAGAGAGGUUCCAGCAGGGAUUUUCUACCAGAUACAAGAUUUACAGGGAGUUCAGCCACUGGAAGGUGAACAGCCUGGCAACAGAGAAGAGAGAUUUCCUCAAAGCUCCGUUGCCCUUAGCGCCAGAGUUCCUACGCAACCUGCGGUUACUGGGGCGACGGCCAACCCUGCAGCAAAUCAACGAAAACCUCAUCAAGAAGUACGGGACCCACUUCCUGGUCUCUGCUACCCUGGGAGGAGAGGAGUCUUUGACCAUUUUCCUGGACAAGCAGAAACUGAAUAAGAAGUCUGAGGGGAGCAGCAACAGCUCGGUGGUGUCUCUGGAGCUGCUCCAUCAGCUGGCUGCUUCCUACUUCACAGAUCGAGAGAGCACCCUGAGGAGACUGCACCACCUGCAGAUAGCCACCUCCGCUAUCAAGGUAACCGAAACAAGGACGGGCCCUCUCGGCUGCAGUAACUACGACAGCUUGGAUUCAGUUAGCUCGGUGUUGGUGCACAGCCCGGAAAAUAAGAUCCACCUAAAGGGCUUGCAAGAUGUCCUGCCAGAGUUCCUGCAUGGGCGUUUUGUGGAGGCAGCCCUCAGCUACGUGGCGUGCAACUCGGAGGGCGAGCUGCUCUGCCGCAACAACGACUGCUGGUGCCGCUGCUCGCCACGCUUCCCAGAAUGCAACUGUCCCUUUGCGGACAUCAAGGUCAUGGAGGAAAACCUGGAAAAGAGCAAAGAGGCCUGGAGCAACUUCAACCAAGACUUCAUGGAGUCAGAUGAGUUCAAAGCCCUCCUGAAGCGCCUGCCCACUGACCGGUUCCUCAACGUGUCCAUGAUCUCUAAGUUCUGGUCGGCUGACUUGGCUCUGCAGAAGCGCUACGGCCAGCUGGAGUCCAGCUCCGCCCUGGUCCUCAGCAAGGCCCACAAGAUCGUCAGGAAGCUGUUCACGCUGAGCAAACGCUGCCCCAAACACCCCCGCAUCAGCCUGCCCCGGGACAGGCCGGUGGGGUUCUGGCUGAGCCGGGCCCAGUCUCUGCUCUACUGCAGUGAACAUGGAGUCAUCGGCUCCUUCUCCGAGGAGGUGAAGAGCUGCAGCUGCCCCGUGGAGACGCCGUCCUGCCAGGGAGUCAUCCCCUGCAUGGUGGGCACCUCCUCCACCUCCUGCUCCUCCUGCGCCGCCGACAACGCCACCCGCUGCGGAGCCUGUCACCACGGCAACGUCCUGCACCUAGGCUCCUGCCGGCCGAGCAUCGCCGCGUCCCUGGACCACUACCUGAACUUUGACCUGGACAUGCCUGAUGCUGAGGUGAAGUACCUGCUCCAGCGACUGGACAGCAGAAUCGAGGUCCACGCCAUCUACAUCAGCAACGACGUGCGUCUGGGCAGCUGGUUCAACCCGGCCUGGAGGAAGAGGAUGCUGCUGACGCUGAAGAGCAACAAAAACAAGUCCAAUCUCAUCCACAUGCUGAUGGGCAUUUCCUUCCAGAUCUGCCUGACUAAGAAUUCAACCCUGGAGCCCGUUCCCGCCAUUUACGUGAAUCCUUUUGGCGGGAGUCACUCAGAGAGCUGGUUCAUGCCGGUGAACCAGCCUGAGUUCCCCGACUGGGAGAGAACUCGACUGGACGCCGUCGUCACGGCGCAGUGUUACAACUGGACGCUGUCUCUAGGCAACAAGUGGAAGUCCUUCUUUGAGACGGUGCACAUCUACUUGAGAAGCCGAAUCCUGACGGACGACCCGACGGUGAACGAGACGCUCUUCUACGAGCCGCUGGACCUCGACGACCAGACGUCCAACAUGGGCUACAUGAAGAUCAACACGCUCAAAGUGUUUGGAUACAGCAUGCACUUUGACCCCGAGGGCAUCAAGGACCUGAUCCUCCAGCUGGACUACCCUUAUACACAAGGAACGCAGGACGCCGCCUUCCUCAUGCUGCUGGAGAUGCGAGACCGGAUUAACCGUCUUUCUCCACCGGCGCCGCAGCCCAUGGACUUGUUUUCUUGUCUGUUGCGCCACCGGCUCAAGCUGUCGGCCGGAGAGGUGGCACGCAUCAAGGACUCUCUGCAGUUGUUCAACUCCAAACUUCCCAACGCGUCUCCUGAACCUGAGCUAGCCCAGCUGUGCAGCUAGCUAGCUUAGCGCACAAGAGUGAGAAAGCGGAGUGGACUGAGUGAGGGAGCUCCUACUGAAAUGAGCCUUUUUUUGGACCCGAAUCCUCUGGAUUUAAAGAACAUCCAACUCUACAGGCGGACUGUUGGGCUUCUUCUUCUGCUCACUCUUGUCUUGGCUGGUUUUCUGGUGUCAUGUUUUUAUCAGAAAUUGCUACCAGAGCCGUUUGAUGAACGUUGGAGUCGCGGCGUGGACUUUUGGGAGAACAGCUGAUACUUGGACGCUCCUUCAGAGGCUCCACUGUACCAGCCUGGAGGCUUAUACUUUUGCUAUUACUGCCCUGCUUUUGGCAAACUGUCCAAGUUGGAGGAAGUUGAGAGAGCGUCCUACAACGACUUGAGGCUUUGUGAUCGGGAGCCUCGGAGAGCUGAUGUCAUAGAGACGUCUGCCUUGUAAAGAUAAAGGCAGUUUUGAUAUGAAAAGAGGAACUCUGAAGUCUUCAAUACAAGCAAACGGAAGAGAAGAUUUCCCCUUUUCUAACCCUAUUUUCUUUGGCUACAGAACAAUCUGGUGGGAAGGGGGAAAUGGGAUAAUAUUAUAUAUGUGGUGAAUGAGUUGUUAUGUUAUGCUUAACAGUUUAAAAUUUGAUAAUCCUGAACCCUGUUACUGUCUUUGAAUAUUUCUUUUUAAUCCCUGCCUUCCAUUUUAUCUGGCAUUUGAAAAACGUGUAAGUAUCUACGCUUAACAUGGGAGUGAGAAGCCUGUUAGUGAUGUUCUGUCCUUGGUGGUGUGUCUAAAAACCGAAAGAAGGUGAACACAUUGGCAAAGUGAAAAAUGGCGAAAUACCUUAAAUGUCGAGUUAUUUUUUUUGAGCUGAAAAAUCAUCUGGAAAUCUUUUCCGAUGUGAUAACAAAAAGGUGUGAGGAUCCAGCGCUGUACAUAACGCUCCAUCUAACCCCAGGUGUGGACAAGUGCACAUUGCUUUUUAGAUAACCGAGUGCAAAGACCAAAAAAAUGUUUAUAACAAAACAAACUCAUGCCUUAUAUGGAGAGUCAAUGUUAAGAUAAGAAGCACAUUUAGUUUCUGUGUUUGAUUUCCCAGCGGAGGCUGUAUUGCUUUUUAUAUUUCAAUAUUUCUACCAAGACAGAACAACAGACACAUUCUCCAGAAUACGUGCUAAUGUAGCUUUUCCAUGUUAAUGCCAGUCACACUUUCUGCAGUUUUUGAGUUGGUGUUGUGAAACUUUUUGACUCACUAUUCACAGUGCACAGCAGUACUUUGUAAUUGUUCUGCAAAACCCUUCUAUCUCCGACGAGACGAACGAUUCUCGAUUGAACCUGGUUGGGUUUUUAAUGGAUAUCAAUGGUCUGGUUUAGUCUCAGGUUAAUGAAACGCUUCUUUAAAAGUGGCUCCAACGUGGGCUGCCAGUUACCACGACUGGAGUUAAAAGGUUUCUGCAGGCCACUGCUGGUACUCUGGAGAGGAUGAAUAUGAUAUGAUAUGAUUCUACAUUUACUUCACUAAUUUCUCACUGAAAGACAGUAAAACCUUGUAUGUCAUUCUCAGCAGUUCUUCUGUGCUCAGCUUGCUUAAGUAAAAACAAAGUGGUUUAUCUA
Molecule: messenger RNA, 4872 nt
Organism: Centropristis striata (black sea bass)
Lineage: Eukaryota; Metazoa; Chordata; Actinopteri; Perciformes; Serranidae
Gene: brinp2
Product: bone morphogenetic protein/retinoic acid inducible neural-specific 2
Exons: 9
Coding region: 796-3276 (826 amino acids)
Biological process (GO): positive regulation of neuron differentiation; negative regulation of mitotic cell cycle
Source: RefSeq, a predicted model, not a curated record